GUUUCAGUCCACUUGAGGGCUUCAUGAACCAGAAGGACUACGAUGGUGUGGUUUCAAACGUACGCCUCGCAGAUGGAAGCCUCUUUUCCAUGCCCAUUUGCCUCGACGUUUCACAAGAAAUCAUCGAUGCUUCUGGCGCAAAGGCUGGUGCUCGUAUUGCACUUAGAGAUUUUCGUGAUGAUAGAAAUGUUGCCAUAAUCACCGUGGACGAUGUAUACAAGCCGGACAAGGAGAAGGAGGCCAAAGAGGUCUUCGGCGGUGACCCAGAGCAUCCUGCGAUCAAGUUUCUCAUGAAUACACAGCGUGAGUUCUGUAUUGGCGGUAAGCUUGAUGCUAUUGAUCGCUUGAUGCACUACGACUACGUCGCUCUUCGCUACUCGCCCGCUGAACUCCGUCUGCACUUCGACAAGCUUGGCUGGUCCCGCGUCGUCGCCUUCCAAACCCGUAAUCCCAUGCACCGCGCUCAUCGUGAGCUGACCGUCCGUGCCGCUCGUUCUCGUCAAGCGAACGUCCUCAUUCAUCCUGUAGUCGGCCUCACCAAGCCUGGCGACAUAGAUCAUUUCACCCGUGUACGCGUUUACCAAGCACUACUACCUCGCUAUCCGAACGGCAUGGCGGUACUUGGCCUUCUCCCCCUUGCCAUGCGCAUGGGCGGUCCGCGUGAAGCCAUUUGGCACGCCAUUAUCCGCAAAAACCACGGCGCAACACACUUCAUCGUCGGCCGCGACCACGCUGGUCCUGGCAAAAAUAGUGCUGGUGUCGACUUCUACGGCCCCUAUGACGCGCAGACUGCCGUUGAAAAGUACCGUGACGAGCUAGGCAUCGAAGUCGUGCCUUUCCAGCAGAUGACUUACCUUCCCGACUCCGAUGAGUACAAGCCGCGCGAUGAAGUUCCCUCGACCAUCCGCACCCUAGACAUCUCCGGUACGGAGCUUCGCAAGCGUCUGCGCACUGGUGCCGCGAUCCCAAGCUGGUUCUCUUAUCCAGAGGUUGUCAAGGUGCUGAGAGAGAGUCACCCGCCGCGGUAUGCCCAGGGAUUCACUGUCUUUUUGACAGGCUACCAGAACUCCGGCAAAGACGCCAUCGCACGCGCGCUCAACGUUACGCUCAACCAGCAAGGUGGACGCAGCGUAUCUCUCCUCCUCGGCGAAACCGUACGCGCCGAACUCUCCUCCGAGUUGGGAUUUAGCCGCGCUGACCGGGACAAAAACAUUGCGCGCAUCGCAUUCGUUGCGUCCGAGCUGACAAAGGCUGGAGCUGCUGUCAUUGCGGCGCCAAUCGCGCCAUUCGAGGCGAGUCGCCAGGAUGCCCGUGAGAGCGUGGAGAAGUAUGGUAGUUUCUUCCUUGUGCAUGUGGCAACGAGUCUCGAAUACAGCGAGAAGACUGAUCGGAGAGGUGUGUAUGCAAAGGCGCGGAAAGGGGAGAUCAAGGGGUUCACAGGUGUUGACGACCCGUACGAGGUGCCAACCAAGGCGGAUCUCGUCGUGGAUGUGGAGAAGACGAAUGUGCGGACGGCGGUGCAUCAGAUUGUGCUGUUGUUGGAAGCGCAGGGGCUGUUGGAGAGUGCGGAGGCGGUCUCAUAGAUCUCGAAUAUCGAACCAACAUAGUUCCCUUUGCGUAAUUAUAUAGAUCAGAUAGAAAAUGCCUGUAUUGAGCAUGCAGCACCAGACCUGCUACAGUGGCCGGAUGUCAUGCACUUACAAUCCGCGACUACAAAUAAAUCCCGCCAUAUCUCCAUCAUAACACACCUCAAAACGUCGCCUAACUUCAUAGCCAAUCAUUUUUGUACAGACCUGUUCCCCUUCUCCUUCUGCUUCUCCUUCCUCCUCA
This is a messenger RNA of Pseudovirgaria hyperparasitica, 1830 nucleotides long. RefSeq names its product putative sulfate adenylyltransferase. The transcript has 5 exons. Lineage: Eukaryota; Fungi; Ascomycota; Dothideomycetes; Acrospermales; Acrospermaceae. Gene Ontology annotation, molecular function: sulfate adenylyltransferase (ATP) activity; adenylylsulfate kinase activity; ATP binding. Bases 24 to 1583 code for a protein of 519 amino acids. The record is from RefSeq and is a predicted model, not a curated record. Gene Ontology annotation, cellular component: cytoplasm.